AUGCGCAAGAUUCACCCCGCUUGGCUCGACAACCACAAGUCUGACAAGUCAUGCUGGGUCACCGUCGGCCGUACUGUCUACGACGUUACCAACUUCCUGGAAGACCACCCCGGAGGCGCUGAGCUUAUCCUCGAAUAUGGGGGUCAAGACGUGCAGAAAAUCAUGGAGGACGAGAUGAGUCACGAGCAUUCUGAUGCUGCGUGGAGUAUGAUGAACGAGUACAUCGUUGGAAAAUUGUGUGACGAUGAGUCGGUCGCACAUGACGAGGAGCUUAUUCCCGAGGCGAAGAAAGAGCUAGGGUUGGGAAAUGAGGAGGAGAUGGAGGUUCCGACGGAUUAUGAGGCGGAUUAUGCUAAGCAUAAGUUCAUUGACCUGAAGAAACCUAUGUUGGCACAAGUCUGGAAGGGGGGGUGGUCGAAUGAGUUUUAUCUCGAUCAGGUACACAGGCCCAGGCAUUAUGCCGGUGGUGCGAGUGCGCCGCUGUUCUCGUGGGCGUGGAUGGAGCCGUUGAGUUUGACGCCGUGGUGGGUUGUGCCGAUUGUGUGGAUUCCGGCUGUGUGUACGGUUUGGUGGUUGGGGUUGCAAGGUCUUGGAGACGUGAGGAUCGCGGCUGCGAUGUUCGUGUUGGGGACUGCGGUGUGGACGUUGAUCGAAUACGGUCUUCACCGUUUCCUCUUUCACUUGGAUGAGAUGAUGCCAGAGGGACGUGUGUUUAUCACCCUCCACUUCUUGCUUCACGGUAUCCACCACUUCCUCCCCCUCGACCGCAUGCGCCUCGUCAUGCCCCCCACCCUCCUCGCCCUCCUCGCUACCCCAAUCUACCACCUCGUCCACCUCAUCUUCCCCUACUACUUCGCCCUUUGCGGUUUCGCCGGCGGCCUCUUCGGUUACAUCUGUUAUGAUGUCACGCAUUACAUGCUCCACCACUCCAAGUUGCCGCAGUAUUGGAGGGAGCUGAAGGCGUAUCAUCUUGCGCAUCAUUUCCAGGAUUAUCAGAUGGGCUUUGGGGUUACGAGUAAGUUUUGGGAUCGGGUGUUUGGGACUGAGUUGGGUAUUAAGGGGAAGACUGCGUAA
This is a messenger RNA of Saitoella complicata NRRL Y-17804, 1074 nucleotides long. Its product is annotated as inositolphosphorylceramide-B C-26 hydroxylase. Gene Ontology annotation, biological process: fatty acid metabolic process; lipid biosynthetic process. Bases 1 to 1074 code for a protein of 357 amino acids. The record is from RefSeq and is a predicted model, not a curated record. NCBI's taxonomy places the organism in Eukaryota, Fungi, Ascomycota, Saitoellomycetes, Saitoellales, Saitoellaceae. The transcript has a single exon. Gene Ontology annotation, molecular function: fatty acid 2-hydroxylase activity; iron ion binding; heme binding. Gene Ontology annotation, cellular component: endoplasmic reticulum; membrane.